Messenger RNA from Penicillium daleae, 213 nucleotides. RefSeq lists its product as uncharacterized. The coding region runs from base 1 to 213 and encodes 70 amino acids. The record is from RefSeq and is a predicted model, not a curated record. The transcript has 2 exons. NCBI's taxonomy places the organism in Eukaryota, Fungi, Ascomycota, Eurotiomycetes, Eurotiales, Aspergillaceae.
AUGCAGUUCUUCGUAGUUCUUUUGCUAGUCGCGACCCUCUUGGCUACUACCGCUAACGCUGCUGAGUGCUCUUCGUACCACGGAUCCUAUACUUGUCUCAAUUCUACUGCUCUUCUAGAGUACCGCGAGAUUAUCGACUCGUGCCUUGGACAUCGGAAUGGUGGCUCGUACUCCCUAGACGGCUGGAGUAUGGAGAUCGACUUCUGUGCUUGA